Molecule: messenger RNA, 1520 nt
Organism: Haliotis rubra (blacklip abalone)
Lineage: Eukaryota; Metazoa; Mollusca; Gastropoda; Lepetellida; Haliotidae
Exons: 4
Coding region: 20-724 (234 amino acids)
Source: RefSeq, a predicted model, not a curated record
CCUGUAAGAGGAAACAAACAUGUGUUUAUACCGCGUUACAGAACUGUUUGUCAUUAUAACGCUAGCUGUCUCUGUAAGUGUGUAUGGAGAUUGUCCACCGGGCAGGUAUUUGGACCCAGUAACAAAUAACUGUGAUGACUGUGGGGAUAUCUGUGAACAUGCGGACAUACAAGGAACUCAGGCGGACUGUCAACGACUGUGUUCGGGGUACCACCUGGAUGGAGCAGCAACCACUCAGCUACCUCAGUGUCCUUCAGACCAGUACUACGACAGCGCCAUAUCACGGUGUGACUACUGCAGUGUCAUAUGCGACAACCACGUCAUACAGGGAACAACUGCCCAGUGCAAAGAAAAAUGUCCGCCAUACUUUGAACCGAAAGUUAUUGAAAGCCAACAACUCACACCCUUAGUUAUAACUAUCUGCUGUAUACUCGGUCUGUGUCUUGUCUUGGUGAGCGUGUAUGGCCUGAUGGUGUGUUUCUGUGAACAUCGUCUUCCAUCUCGACUACAGCGUUGUCUCCCCUGCCUUAUUCGUGGCUACAAGAAACCGGUAGAGUGCACCGAGUGUCACACAGAUAGCCCCGGAUCCGCAUCACUGACAUCACUUAGUGGUUACGAAGUACCCACCCCAGGGAUUGCAACAAUUCAAAUGCCAAAUCCAGAGUUUGGCUUGACAGAGCUUCAAUACCAGCGUCAGUCAUCAGGGGAUGGCAGCAAUGCCUAACCCAGGUUGAAACUUGUAUCUCACGUACCCAUACGUGUCUGAUAGCAAUGUCAGUGCCAUGGCCAAGCUGAUGAAGACAGUAAGGAGAGAAGCUGGGUACCUUCACAAAGAUGUUACCUGCCAUUCAAUGAACAGCUGGUCUCUUUGAAAAGAAGGAGAUGUUACAGAAUACUGGUUAAACCCAACCUGCAGACUACUGCUCCCCUGCUGGACAGGUCUCACAGGGAAUAUUGUGUGUUUGUGAGUGACUUGCUCACUCUCCAAAUAGAUUUCACUUCAAGAAAUCCUCCACUUGUAAAAUUGUGGCAUGCAGACAUAAUGACUUUAUUUUCAUGAACUGAAAUCCGAAGAUUAAGUUAAAUUACUUGCAAGUAUUCAUUUCACAGACUUCAUAAAAUAUGAAAAUGAUUAUUAAUUAUAAUCUGAUUUUCCGAUCUCCGAUAUACAGUACUUGUUCUUAAAGUUGUAGUUUGUAUAUCUUGUGUCUCUGUGAAUUAAGAAGUGUCAGUUUAGACUCACGCAUGUGAGACACUGCUGUUAUUUGUUAUAUUUCCCUGUCAAACACAUUCGUGCCUUAUGGAAGGAUUCUAUUGUGUCACAUUUAGACAAUGGGGGAGCGUGUCGAGAGUGUUAUUAAUGCCAGAUCGGGUUUCCAAGUCCUACAGCCUUGUGUCUGGGAACGUCAGGACAGUUGAAAAGAAUUGAAUGUCAUUCUUCUGAUCUUCGUUAUCUCGUUUACGAAGUUCUUUUUCCCAACAAAAAUGUUACCUAAAUCUAGUAAUAAGAACAUCGAAAA